UGGGGGUAGGCCAGCCUCCUGCCCAGGAAGAGAAGGGAAUGACCUCUCCCCCCUGGGAUCCUGCUCCCUCCCCAGCUGAGCCCUCAGAGGACCAAGGCCUGGCCCAGGCAGGGGGCCUGGAGACAGAGGCAAUGGCCCCUGGGAGCCACAGCCCCCCAGCCCAGGAGGUGGUGACAUUGAAGGACGUGGCUGUGGACUUCACAGAGGAGGAGUGGCACCUCUUGGACCCUCCUCAGAAGGAGCUGUACAAGGAGGUCAUGCUGGAGAAUGUCCAGAACCUUCUGUCCCUGGAUGCAGUGACCAGGUUAGAAGCCAAUGAGACUAUUACCAACCUGAGUGUUUCUGUGGAAGAAUCUUGGCAGCUAAACUUCAUGGGUGACAGUGCCCAUGACUUUCUUUUGAAAGAAAUCUGUGACUCUGAUGUCAAGGAAGAUAAAAAUCCAAAGAAUCCCCAUGAAUGUGACAGAGUUGGAAAGAGCUUCACACAACAUUCAGUCCUAAAUCACCACAAUAAAAUGACCUCAAGAAAUGACUGUUUCCAGUACAGUAAAUACAGGGAAUGCUUUACUGAACAGGUAGAGCUUAAUCAGUCCCAUGAGAAGCCUCUUGAAAUGCAAAUCCAUCAAGGUAAGCCACAGAAAAUGGUCUUCAGCUUGAGUUCAGACAGCAUUAGACCUUGGAAAGGCUACACUAGCAAAAGACUUUAUGUAUGUGAUGAGGGAGGAAAGUCCUUAAGCCAGAACAGUAAGAUCAUGAAUCCUCAGAAAAUUCCCACUGGACAGAAACCUUAUGAAUGUAGUCAUUGUGGAAAGACUUUUACACACAGAUCUAAUCUUGCCAGCCAUCAGAGAAUACACACUGGAGAGAAACCUUAUAAAUGUAAUGAAUGUGGAAAGGCUUUCACACACCACUCCAGUCUUGCUAAACAUCAGAGAAUCCAUGUUGGAGAGAAACCUUAUGGAUGUAGUCAUUGUGGAAAGACUUUCACCCAGAGCUCUCAUCUUACUGGACAUCAGCAAAUCCACACUGGAGAGAAACCAUAUGAAUGUAGUCAUUGUGGAAAGACUUUUACACACAGAUCUACUCUUGCUAACCAUCAGAGGAUCCACACUGGAGAGAAACCUUAUGAAUGUAAUGAAUGUGGAAAGACUUUCACACAGCACUACAGUCUUGCUACCCAUCAGCGAAUUCACACUAGAGAGAAACCUUAUCAAUGUAGUCAUUGUGGAAAGACUUUCACCCAGAGCUCUCAUCUUACUGGACAUCAGCAAAUUCACACUGGAAAGAAACCUUAUAGAUGUAGUCAUUGUGGGAAGGCUUUCACUCAGAGCUCUCAUCUUACCAGACAUCAGCAAAUCCACACUGGAGAGAAACCUUAUGAAUGUAAUGAAUGUGGAAGGGCUUUCACACAGUACUACCAUCUUGGUCAACAUCAGAGAAUCCAUGUUGGAGAGAAACCUUAUGGAUGCAUUCAUUGUGGAAAGGCUUUCACAACACGUUCCAGUCUUAAUGACCAUCAGAGACUUCACACUGGAAAGAAACCUUAUGAAUGUAGUCAUUGUGGAAAGACUUUUACACACAGAUCUACUCUUGCUAGCCAUCAGAGAAUCCACACCGGAGAGAAACCUUAUAAAUGUAAUGAAUGUGGAAAGGCUUUCACACAGCACUCUAGUUUUGCUAGGCAUCAGAGAAUCCACACUAGAGAGACACUUUAUUAAAAUAAUGUGGAAAGGCUUUCCAAUGCAACUCCAACCUUCCUGGACAUCAGAUAAUUGACAUUGGAGAGAAACCUUCUGAAUGUAAUCCAGGUGAAAAGGUUUUCUGAUUUAAUUCCAAUCUUGCUGAACAUCAGAGAAUCCACACUAGCGAGAAACCCAAUAAAAGUAAUCACAGUGUAAAGGCUUUCCCACAAAGCUCCAGUCUUUCUGAACUUCAGAGAAUCCACCGUAGAAACUUCAUGAAUGUCAAGAAUGUCGCAGGUAUUUUAAUUACUGUUCUAAUUUUAUUGAACAUGAUAUGUUCCACACUAGAGAGAAACUCUAGGAACAUAUGCAAUGCCAUAAAGCCUUCAGAUUACAGUCACCCCUCAUUUCCCAUCAGAUAUUGUAUACUAGAUAGAAACAUUAUCACUGUAAUGAGUCAGGAAGAGCAUUCACAUGGAUUAUCAGACUGGUUCAACAUCAGAAAAAUCAUUCUGAGGAAAUCUGCAUAUGUCCCAAUGUCAGGUGGCCAGAGAUAUGAGGAUAUACUUGAAAAAUCCCAAGGGCUCAAUUAAAAAGUAAGCUGAAAUAAUUAAGAAAUGAUAAUUAAUAAAUAAAUAAAUAAUGAUUUUAUGAAAAGUAGCAGAAUAUAAAGUAAAUCCACAUCAAUCAU
This is a messenger RNA of Dromiciops gliroides (monito del monte), 2373 nucleotides long. Its product is annotated as zinc finger protein OZF-like. Lineage: Eukaryota; Metazoa; Chordata; Mammalia; Microbiotheria; Microbiotheriidae. Gene Ontology annotation, biological process: negative regulation of transcription by RNA polymerase II. The record is from RefSeq and is a predicted model, not a curated record. Bases 39 to 1718 code for a protein of 559 amino acids. The transcript is spliced from 4 exons. Gene Ontology annotation, molecular function: DNA-binding transcription repressor activity, RNA polymerase II-specific.